Messenger RNA from Electrophorus electricus (electric eel), 1267 nucleotides. It is a transcript of the gene znf830, whose product is annotated as zinc finger protein 830. Gene Ontology annotation, cellular component: nucleus; spliceosomal complex. Gene Ontology annotation, molecular function: zinc ion binding; nucleic acid binding. NCBI's taxonomy places the organism in Eukaryota, Metazoa, Chordata, Actinopteri, Gymnotiformes, Gymnotidae. The record is from RefSeq and is a predicted model, not a curated record. Gene Ontology annotation, biological process: nuclear DNA replication; mitotic DNA damage checkpoint signaling; mitotic DNA replication checkpoint signaling.
GUCACUCGCCCGCGCCAACAUCCGAGCUGGGGUGGAAAUAGCUUAGCGUUAGCUCUGCAGCUAGCUAGCCACCUUACAAUGGCCUCCAAAGCUGUGAAAGGCAAGAAAGUGGUGAACCAAGAGGAACUGAGGCGACUGAUGAGAGAGAAGAAACAGUCCUCCGAGCGACAGAAACGCGUGGACUCUCCACACGCCAAGUACACCAGUCUCGGGCACCUGAGCUGCGCGGUGUGUAACGUGCCAGUCAAAUCGGAGAUACUGUGGCAGGCGCACGUCCUGGGUAAACAGCACAAAGAUAAAGUAGCUGAACUCAAAGUUAAGAAAAGUCCUUUCGAAACCAGCCAAAGCUCAGAGCGAUCACUACUCAAGAGGAAAGGACCAGAACCUGAGCUUGGUACGGGGAAGAAAGCCAAAGCCCCCAGCGCAGGUCUGCCACCGGGUUUGGUGGAGGAGAAAGGCGCAAGUGCCCCGGCUGAACACGCCGCUGGCCCGGGCCUCCUCCUGCAUGAGGACGAAGAGGGGGAGCAGGAGGCGAUGGAUACCACGGAUAACGAGAACAGGGGCGGUUUGGGUCCGACGGCUGGGACCAGUGGACUUCCCGCAGAUUUCUUUGACAGCAGCAGCGCGGCUGUGGCCGGCGCUUCUCACUCCGGCUCCGUGUCCAAAGCGGACGAAGAGAGAACCGCGGAGAGAAAGGAGAACACGACCGAGGCUUUGCCAGAGGGCUUCUUCGACGACCCGGUCAGAGACGCCAAGGUGCGAAACGUGGACACGCCGAAAGAUCAAAUGGACAAAGAGUGGGAAGAGUUUCAAAAGGAGAUGCGACAGGUGAACAGCGCCUCGGACGCCAUCGUGGCCGAGGACGACGAGGAAGGUCGCAUUGAGCGCCAGAUCGAUGAAAUUGACGAACAGAUUGAGUGUUACCGCAGAGUGGAGGUUCUGCGAGCGAAACAGGACGUCGUUAAGGGCAAAGUGGCGAAGCACAAGCCAGAGGAAGUCCGCGAAGCGUCGGGAAGCGAUGAGGAAGACGAGGAGGAACUGUUGCAUGUGUUGUCCAGAGACUGGAGAGCGAAAGGAGCACUCGCAUAGAGUCUCUCACUCGUUCACGCUUUCCUUUGCAUUUUGUAAUCUGCUGAAUGUUAUUUUUCGUUGCUUUGGUUGGUUGAAUUGUAGGGUUUGUAGUUCCCACUACUUGUCCCAGCCGUUUCCUUCAUUAUAUUUUCCUUCUGUUCUCCAUUAAAUCUUGUAACUUUAUCAAGUGACAUUA